AUGUCAGAAUCCAUAUCUCAGCUCGAACAGGAUAUUCCUACCCUCACAUCCCAGUUCAAAACCCUCGAAUUCGCAUUCUCCUCUAACGUACAAUCAAGCACCAUUUCUCAUCCUUCCGGGCCACGGUGGCUCAGCCUUUCGCCCUACAAACGAGCAAGUACUUUCUUCGAACAGUGGGCUGAAGAUACAGAGGAUCUCAUGCCCGCUCCACCCACGAAGUCCGAGCAAGUCACAACAGACGAUGAUAUCAUGAGCGAAAGUCAAAUCAGCCACUUGAACUUGGAUGCAUCUGCUGAGGAGGAGAAGACAGAUGAGAUUUUGGAUAUCCUAGAUCAUGCGAGAUGCAGGACACUUGGGGCAUUGAGAUGCUAUAAUUUCAACUUGGAAAUUGGCACAUUGGUCACAGGCGAAAAAGUUGACGAGCAAGUGGGAAAAUCACUUGAGAGACUUUUGGAGUCAUCUGCAGGGAUAAGGCAGGAGCUCACAGACUCACAGAAUAUGAAUUCGCUAGGAAUUGAGGACGAAGGAGAUCUGAGUGAUGAAGAGCGUCUUGUAGGGAUAGUGGAGUGGUACAUGAAGCAACUUCAGUAUCAUGGCGCCAAGCCUACGCAAGAUGUCGUCGACAUGGCGGCGAGAAUCUUACAUUGGGCCAUGGAACAUGGAACUACAAAUGUUGAAGAAAAACAACGAAAAGUUCAGACGAGGAGUCAUUGGUGGGGUUGGACUUGA
Messenger RNA from Cadophora gregata, 729 nucleotides. RefSeq lists its product as uncharacterized. NCBI's taxonomy places the organism in Eukaryota, Fungi, Ascomycota, Leotiomycetes, Helotiales, Ploettnerulaceae. The coding region runs from base 1 to 729 and encodes 242 amino acids. The record is from RefSeq and is a predicted model, not a curated record. The transcript has a single exon.